Molecule: messenger RNA, 3042 nt
Organism: Spodoptera frugiperda (fall armyworm)
Lineage: Eukaryota; Metazoa; Arthropoda; Insecta; Lepidoptera; Noctuidae
Gene: rdgBbeta
Product: cytoplasmic phosphatidylinositol transfer protein 1
Exons: 8
Coding region: 145-1044 (299 amino acids)
Biological process (GO): phospholipid transport
Cellular component (GO): cytoplasm
Molecular function (GO): phosphatidylinositol transfer activity; phosphatidylinositol binding
Source: RefSeq, a predicted model, not a curated record
UCCGCAUGUCAGUCAAGUCGGUCAAGUCAAGUCAAGUCAAAUCUGAAGAUUACUGAAGAUUGUGAUUUGUGCGGGCUUGUGUUGUAAAAUUGUGUAUUAUCGUGAAGCUGUAUUGUGUCCUAUUUACUAAAUCUAAUUAAGAAAAUGGUUUUAACAAAGGAAUUCAGAAUAUGCAUGCCGAUGACCGUCGAAGAGUACCGCAUUGGUCAGCUGUACAUGAUAGCUAGACAUAGCUAUGAACAGUCCAGCAAUGGGGAGGGGGUGGAGGUAGUGGCCAAUGAGCAGGUCACCGAUGAAGUUAAUGGAGUGGGACAGUAUACAGAGAAGAGAAUCCAUCUAUCUAGUCAUUUGCCGUACUGGGUCCAGUCCUUGAUACCAAAAAUCUUUUAUGUCACUGAAAAAGCAUGGAAUUAUUACCCAUACACUAUUACAGAAUACACAUGUUCAUUUAUUCCAAAGUUUGCUAUCUCAAUCCAAACGCGAUAUGAGGAUAAUAAUGGGACUACAGAGAAUUGUUUGGGAAUGACACCCGAAGAAUUGGAACAAAGGGAAGUUGAUUUCCUAGAUAUUGCUUAUGAUGAGAUCAAGCCACAUCAUUAUAAGGAGGCAGAAGACCCUAAGUUCUUCAAGUCACAGAAGACAGGUAGAGGUCCCCUCGUGGAAGGCUGGAGGGAGAAUCAUCAGCCCAUCAUGUGCUGCUACAAAGCCGUGAGCGUCAAAUUCGAGGUGUGGGGCUUGCAGACUAAAGUGGAGGAGUAUGUUCAAGGCGCGAUUCGAGAAAUUCUGUUGCUUGGACAUCGUCAGGCGUUUGCUUGGAUGGAUGACUGGUUCAACAUGACCAUAGAAGACGUGCGGGAAUACGAACGCGAAAUGCAAGCAAAAACUAAUAUCAAGUUAAAAUCAGCCAUAGAGAGUGCCGAGGGAUCUAACGAGGACAAGAAUUCGGAUUCUUCCAAACCACAAACACCAAAGAGUCCUAAGACGCCGAAGAGUACGAGCAGCACUCCUACAGCUGAAGGUCGGUCGUGGUUCAACUGGUCCUAAGUUGGUCACCACUGAGAAGGGCUUGAAUCCUAGCUAUUUAUUUAGAUCCCUGCGUGUUUAGUCUACAGCUGUCUCUGUUACGCAUUAUUUACGUCCGAAGUUUGGUUUGGUAGAACAUAGUCUUUAGCUUAGUAAUGGCUAAAACUAUAGUACUCCUAGUAUCAAGCCCUUCAGUAUAAAGUUGAAUUUGAUCUCAUCUUGCUGUCACGACAGGGUUUGAUUUUGUCGAAUUGAUGUGUUCACCUAUUGCCUUCGGAGUUAUAUCUUCCACCACAGUCUCUCCUUAUGAUUUCACAAUUAAUAAUAAUUAUGCAAUUUUGUUCCUAGUUUUUCUUAUUUGUAAGUUAUACUCAUUGUUGAAAUGGUGUUAGUUAGACAAUAUUAUUUAAUGAAACCUUACCUAGGGGACGCUCUAUACUAAGGAGUUGUUAUAGUUGAAACCCUGCUUGAUGUGAGAAUGGAAUGCGGAAUAGUAUCGGCGAGCGUUGGUAAAACUUAUAGAGAUCAAUCAGAAGAAUAAAUUAAGGUGCCUCUAAGAGUACACAGCGAAAUCAUAAUGGGCUAUAAGUAUAACUCGAAUAAUGGACGACCUCUAUUUAUAAUAAUAAUUGUAAGUUGAAAUGUUUCUUAUACAAAUAUAGGCACCUUAAUGUCCUAUUCAGUGAAGUAUUUUUGAGAUUGACAUUGAAAAUGGGAUAAUGUCCCUACAGUAGCCAUAUAAUGUAAGUAUGCUAUUUGUUUGUACAGAUACAAAAUUGUGGAACUAAGACUUCAGCCUCAUAUGUAUGUAUAUUAAAAAUAUUUCGAUAUUUCGACGACUUUUAUGUCGCUUUAUUGACUUCUAAUCUGACUGUGUAAACCCCAAAGGGGAACUUAUUCCUAUAUAACAUUCUUUAAAUAUUUCCUAGUUAUGUAUGAUGUUAGUAUAUGUUUUAGAUAACUUUAUGUUUGAUGUUGUAGAUUUUAUUAGUAUGUUGUCUUUAUUGUGUGUUAGUAACCUUUGAACAAGGCCUUUAGAAAUGGUUGUAUUUAAGUAAAGUCGAAUUAUCUACAGAAUAUGUAAGGAAACGGGUAUGUCGAAUAAACUGGAGUAAUAUCAUAGUUAUGUCUAAGGAUACGAAAUGAAUAUAAACGGUAUUGUAGUAUAUGAGUGUUAUAUGUGCAAUAUAUACAGUUUAAUGUUCUAGAACUAUAAAAUAUUGACCAAAGUCCUCGAAAUUAUAUUGUGGUUUCUAUAUAAAUGGUUAUAGGGUUGAAUAUUGAAUCAUUACUUGCUAUUGUUCGUCAGUAAUGUUUCUGUAUUGAAACAUACAUGUCUCGAUGUAAAGUGUAAUAAUAAAUGUUUAAAUAAUAACAAGUUGAGCUUGAACAAUGAACAAAUACAUUUAUAGUAAAUGCUUGCUUGAAUAAAGGAGUACAAUAUUUUUCUCCUGAGAUAUUAUAAGUACAAAACUACAGAUUAAGUUAUUGUCUGCCAGUCAACUGCAAAUACUAGUUACUUCUAAUGUAUCUACUUAACAAGGCAUUGGUACUGCCUAAUUAGAUUGAAAGUGGAAUAUCAGUCUUUAAAGUAAGUCUCGAUGUGUUUAUAUGUAUGUAUUUAUGUAUGAAAUCAAUAGGCCUGGGCCGAGUCAGGUCGGGUGUAAUCGUAAGAGUAAUGUUUUGUUCACAAUGCCGUUGGCUGGCCUAUAAGUAGUAUGGUUUUGAAGACUUUUUCCAUAGCGCGCUACUUUAUGCUUAUUAGCUCGAUCCUAGUGUAAUUAUUUUCUACUAUGAAUUCUUAUGAUUUUUUUAAACCUCGAAAACUAUUGAAAUUAUGGCGUCCGCAAAAAUAUCAUAAAUAUUUAUCGUUGUACAUAAUUGGAAUUGUUGUUAAGUCACAAAUUGAUAAACGGCUAUAAAUAUUACUAAGUUUGCAAGUUAUGUUUAAAUGUAACUUAUCGCUAAAUGUUUCAUGUACGACGUUGUCAAUCAAAUAUAAUGAUUGUUUAUCGAUAA